UCUGUUUUUGCUCCGAAUCCAGUGAGCUACUGUAUUGAGUUGACAAGGGCACCGGAGGUGAGUGUGAAAUGUGAGCUAAGUCAUGCCGAUAGCUACGGAGUGCCAAUUUUGUACCUGAUAGCAUCGAUUUACAAAGUGGAUGCGUGUUCACUGGUGGUUGAGAGUAUCGUGUUUUUCAGUGAUGGCAAUUAUUCUGCUACAUUUCUAAAGGGAAUCUUAGUGAAAGGUUCCACGUUCCGGUGCUGUACAUGGUAUGCCUGCAGGCAGCUCGGUUAG
This is a messenger RNA of Gongylonema pulchrum, 276 nucleotides long. Lineage: Eukaryota; Metazoa; Nematoda; Chromadorea; Rhabditida; Gongylonematidae. The record is from the annotation of a GenBank genome assembly.